AGUUUCUGUGAGUUGACAACAGAAGACGUACGUGGCAAUGUUUUUGGCUAGUUGACCGUGUUGCGCCAAUCAAAUUAUUCGUGUGUUUUUGAAAGGCGUGGUUUUGACUCAUUCUUAUUUUUGUAAUUUCAUCUCCGGUACAAAAUUAUCAAAAGUCGAAUUCAGUUUAACUUAUGUAAUUAGAUUUUGGAAGAAUUUGUUACAGUAGCGGGCGUUUUGAGUGUGCAAGAAUCAAUAAAAAUUAUUGAGAUGGAUAUUCAGACGGGAAUAAUCUGCCUAGGCGUUGCGGGUAUAUCUGCAGUCGCCAUAUUCGUGAUAUUUGUCAUGUUCGGAAUGAAGGAAAAAACUUACGACGAGGCGAUUGCCGAGCAGAGGAAAAUGCCUGAGGAAAACCUGCUGCUGACCCGCGCCAAGGAAAAGUCGAAGGAGAAGAAGCAGAAGAAGGCUGGUAAGAAGGUCAAGGAGAAGCCAGCUGAGGCGGAGAAGAGCAGCCGCUCGGAGGUGGGGAACGCCCCGGCCAGUCAGGCGACGGAGAAGCCCUCUCGCGUCGAGUUUGGAGAGCCGGAGGCAGAAGUCAUAAACGAGCGGCCUUUGCAGGAGGAUCAUAAGAAGAUGAAGAAGAAAAAAGAUAAAGUGAAACCAAUUUUACUGAACAAAGAUGAACACACGCCUAUACUCGCGACUCCUCCACCAAUUCCAGCCAAUCAUUUUGAAGAGAUCCUUCCAAAAGACGACUUGUUGCUUAAAAGGAAAGAAAGUAAAGAAGAUCUGAACGUGAAAACAAGCGAGGAAAUUCCAGAAGUGAAGGAAACUGUUGCUUCUGUCGGCGAUGGUAAAAAGAGCGGCGGCAGCAAGGGAACUGGCGGCAAGGCCGAUAAACAGACGUCUGGCAAGUCUGAGAAGCAAGGAGCUCAGAAAUUGCCGGAAAAGAAUCCGUCUAGCGCCAAAGUGGACAAGGUCGCCGCAGCCGCCAGUCAUGCCACCACGAAGUCUGAGAAGCAGGAACCUCUUAGCACGGAGAAGAGUGCCGCUACUGCUGAGAAAAUCUCUCCGCCCCAGAAACCGGAAAAAUCUGUGCCGGCCCCGAAAGUUGAGAAGGUUGUGGAGCACGGUACCCCACCGGCCAUCAGCAAGGAGCGCAGCAAGAAGAAGAAAAAUACCGACUUGGCAACUUUGCAACAAAUGAGUGGAGAUCGGGAGGGAGUGAAUGUGAGUCUCCUUGUUCCGUUGGUUCGCAAAGCUGAACUAUCUCGCUCGGAGAUUCAGAUACUGAUUGAUCUUCUUUUGAACAAGCAGCAGGAAGGACCAGCUGUUUUGGACUCGGAAUGGAUUGAGGGCCGGCAGGACCCGGUGGCGAAGCUGAAGAAGCAGCUGGCGGACAAGGAGAAGGCGCUGGCGGAGGAGCAGGAGGCGUCCCAGGCCGUGCAGAGCAAGCUGAGGGAGCUGCGCGCCGAGCUCAACUCUGAGCGCUCGCGCCUGCUGCAGGCGUGCCGCCAGCUGGAGGAGUCGCUGGCCGGCAGGCAGGCCGAGGUGCAGGCGCUGGCGGCGCGGCUGCAGCACGCCGCUGAGUCGCACGGCGCGGACAAGCAGGCCCUGGCCCAGGUGCAGGCGAAGCACGCGGAGGAGCAGGCGAUGCUGCGGAAGCUGCAGCAGGAGCUGGACCAGAGCCAGGCGGCCUUCCAGCAGGAGCUGGUGGGGCAGCGGCAGCAGCUGGAGCUGCACAUCGCCGGGCUGGGCGAGCAGAUGGCUCAGAUGGAGGGAGCCUACAAGGCCCAGGUGGAACAGCUGCACCUGCAGCUGCAGGAGCUCGGCAGCCAGAACAGCUCGCUGAGCGCGGAGCUCGGCCAGCGGCAGAGGGAGCUGGACGACCUGGGAGACAAGCUGGUGCACAUGCAGAAGGCGGCCACGCAGCACCUCGCAGUGCAGCUAGAGGAGUCGCGCAAGGCGCUGGCGGACGCGGAGGACCGCCUGGCCUACUCCCGGCGGGGCGAGCUGGACCAGCAGCAGAUGUGCGAGGACCUGAGGGAGCAGCUAGAGGCCACCGCGGCUCGCAACGCCGAGCUGGAGGGGGAGGCGGGGCGCCUGUCCGCCCAGGUCGCGGCGUUCCACAGGGUGCAGGACGAGAACAAGCAGCUGGCGGAGCAGGUGGCGUCCCUGUCGCAGCUGCAGCUGGAGGUGCAGCAGCUGCGGGAGGAGAACGAGAGCCUGGCCACGCAGAUGACUGCCGUCACCGAGCGGCCGGCGGCCGAGGGCCGGGAGAACGGGGACCUGCACUACGCGGAGGAGAAGGGCGAGGACGAAUCUGCGAAGCAGACGGAGGCGCUGCUGGAGGAAGCGACUGCGGAGCUGAAGCAGAAGAGCGCUGCCUUGGAGCGCCUGUCCGAGGAGGUGUUCUCCUGCAAGACUGAGAUGAGCAGGCUGAGCGAGGAGCUGGACGGCCAGAGGGAGAAGAACAAUGCAUUACGGACUAAGAACUGGAAGGUAAUGGAAGCUCUGUCUGCUGCUGAAAAGACUGCUGAAAGCAAAGCGAAACAGUGCGAAAAGCUAGUCAGUGAAAGUAUAGAGAAAACCAAGAUUAAUUGUGAGAGCUCUACAAAAGAGCUGCUGUUGAGGAUAUUUCCUGAAAUCAGUGUGAAAGUUCAGGACUACCAUGAAUGGCUGGCUCAGUUUGAGCAGCGUGCAAACAGCCUGUUGUCCGAGCUGAGGUCUCGGCCUCAGCACAACAGCUCUGCCAUGCUCUUAGACGCUGAGCGGAACAACACUGAGCUGCAGGAUGCUGUGGCAAACUACAAAACAAUCAUCAAGACUAUGGAAGGGGAACUGGAGAAAACGAAGGAUCGUCUGCAACAGGAAGUGGACAGCUGCAGGAAACGUCUCCAAGACAAAGAGCUGGAGGUUGUGCAGUUGCGUCAGGAGAACGAGCGGCUUCAACAACUCUCCGUUGACGACCAACAAGCUGACACUGAUGGAGUUGGUGUGCAGUUUGCACUUUCAUGUAUUGGCAAAUCUCUCCCCCUCAUCACGACCGAGAUGCAGGCGAAACUGUUGGAAAUCCAGAAAAAGUUGGACACUGUAUCUUCAGAGAAACUAGAAGUUACUCAGAAGUAUGAAGCUUUGCAGAAGUCGUCAUACGAACUGCAAACAGAGCUGAUGAGGUGUCGCGACACCAUAUCUUCUCUGCAGCAGAUAAAAGAGGAGUUGGAAACGCAGUUGUCGGGACUGCAGAAGCAGCAGGCGAAGGCGUGCAGCGGUGAGAGUCGGCUCAUGGGCGACGACGAAGACGACGUCAGUCAGCAGCAGAUGGACAAAUUCAAUGGCGUGGAUGACGCCCACCAUUCUGUUGCUGCUAAUGGAGCAAGCUCAGAGCCUUCUACUCCAGAGAUGACUAGGCAUUCUGCUGAAAAGCGGCACAGGUUAUCAGGGUGGUUCAGGAAAAAAAUGAAGCCCACGAGCACACGAGGCAACCCGCAAGAAAAACUUACGUGACCAAACAACAGAGACACACACUUAACUGUGACCAGGGUGUGUUGUGAUAACAGUGGUUGUGUGUGCACAGGUGGUAUUUACGACAUUUCUGUAAGUGUGUGGUGCUGCUCCAGAAAUUCCAGUGUACAUAAGUGAACGUUGACCACAUUUGCAGACUCCUCUAAAAUAUUAUACAAUCAUGGUAUAUUAAGGUGUUCAUACUGCAUGAGUGAGGGUUAGAUUAAAAGUUAAAUCCCAUCUUUGUGGUACUUACCUUAAUUUUUCAUUACUUAGUCCUCAUACUUAACAUUUUUUUACACAAACUUUGUCUUAUGUAUCAACAUUAGUGAUUUGAUACCAUGAAAUGUGGGCAACAUUUUCAAUAGAAAGGAAAGUGUGUUUUUAUAAAUCAUUAAAUUACGGUGUUUUGCAAUAAUUUAACAUUAAGUUGUACACGUUUUUAAAAUUUGUACAAAAUAUUUUAUCCUACAACUUUUGGUAUGAAUUGGAGUUCAUAGUAGUUGUAAUUACUGUGUGAAAAUGUGUAUUAUAUUAUAACAAAUGUAUAAUGAAAAAAAUGUCAAAUGUAUCGUCAGAAAUUAUUUUUUUGUAUUUCGUGCAAAAUGGUUAAAUCUUCUAUAUUAGGGUUUCUGAUGAGUAAAAUGUGUAUUUAAUACAACAA
Bacillus rossius redtenbacheri is the source of this 4147-nucleotide messenger RNA. Its product is annotated as ribosome-binding protein 1-like. NCBI's taxonomy places the organism in Eukaryota, Metazoa, Arthropoda, Insecta, Phasmatodea, Bacillidae. The transcript is spliced from 21 exons. The record is from RefSeq and is a predicted model, not a curated record. Gene Ontology annotation, cellular component: endoplasmic reticulum membrane. Bases 250 to 3486 code for a protein of 1078 amino acids.